GCACGCACGGCGGUGACGUAACAUGAACACGUGGGUUUGUUGUUACAGGAAGUAAAGAUGGCGGCUCAGUCCUUACUCUCAGAGUCUGCGAUCGGAUGGUCAAUUUUCACUGUUGUUCUCUUGGCAAUCUUGGCUUUCUGCUGGAUCUACAUUCGCAAAUUUCAGAGUCGGCAAGACAGUGAGGUGGUUUCAACUAUCACGGCAAUAUGUGCACUGGCCAUUGCUUUGAUAACCUCGGCUCUCCUACCAGUCGACAUAUUUCUUGUUUCAUACAUGAAAUAUCCCAACGGUACCUAUAAGGAAUGGGCAGCAAACAAUGAGACAAGAAGCCAGAUUGAAGCCACUGUGUUGUAUGGUUAUUACACUCUCUACUCCAUCAUACUGUUCUUUGUCUUCCUUUGUAUCCCGUUUGUCUACUUCUACUAUGAAGAAAAGGACGACAGCAAUGUAAACAAAUGUGCACAAGUGAAAAAUGCUCUGAAGUACACAGUUGGAUUUGUCAUUGUCUGCGUGGUGCUCCUGUUAAUUGGAGCAUUUGUUCCACUUGAAGCUGCACCUGGACAAAAUUCCACUCAGUGGGAGAAGGUUCAGUACCUCUUUGAUGAGCUCGGCAGUAGCCAUGGUCUUCCAGCUCUAUCUUUCUCCAUCAGCUCUUUGACCUUGAUUGGAAUGUUGGCAGUGAUCACAUACACUGCAUAUGGGAUGUCUGUCAUGCCUUUGAAUCUGAUAAAAGGCACUCGGAGUGUCGUCUAUGAACGCCUUGAGAACACAGAGGACAUUGACGAGGUUGAGCAUCAGAUUGAAAAUCUCAAAUCAAAGUGUAAGGAUGGACGUCCUCUGUCCUCAAAGGACAGACGUAGCCUACAGGAGCUUGAGGGCAAACUGCAGGUCCUCCAGCGCAGAGGAAGACACCUGGACAUUGCAGAGAGGAACUGCUGCUCUAAAGUUGGCAGUGCUCUCAGACCUGUGAAGAUAAUACUGGGGGUUUUCUUUAUCCUGGUCGCAUUGUUGUUCACUAUUUCCCUAUUUAUUUCAAAUUUGGAUAAAGCUCUGCACUCUGCUGGGAUCAGCUAUGGUUUCAUAAUCUUUGGCACCAACCUGACCAAUCCUCUCAAUGAACUUCUGCUGGCCUUACAACCUGUUUUUCCAUUGGAUUACAUCCUAAUCACAGUCAUUACCAUGUACUUUGUGCUGACGUCCAUGGCUGGAAUUCGUAACAUGGGCAUCUGGUUCUUCUGGAUGAGACUCUACAAAAUAAGACCAAAGAGAACACGUCCCCAGGCCCUCCUCUUCCUCUGCAUGAUUCUGCUGUUGAUUGUUCUUCACACCAGCUACAUGAUCUACAGUCUGGCCCCACAAUAUGUCAUGUACGGCAGCCAGAAAUAUCUUGUACAGAGUCAGACAUCCUCAACUGAUCCAGGUCCUGGCAAUACUACUUUGAGCACUACAAAGAUAUGUGAUGCAGAUGCACCUGAGGAUCAAUGCAUUGUGACUAGAACCUAUCUUUUCCUACACAAGUUCUGGUUCUUUAGCACCAUCUACUACUUUGGCAACUGGGCUUUUAUUGGAGCUUUCCUCAUUGGACUGGUGGUAUCAUGCUGCAGAGGGAAGAAAUCAGUGAUCGAAGGAGAAGUGGAGGCUGAUGACUCAGACAUUAGUGAUGACGAAUAUGUGCAUUAAAAAAAACAUGUUAUUGAUAUUGUACUCAUAGCUUAUAGGGACUGGAAAGUAUGAUUAUUUAACUAAUAAGAAAAUUGAACUUAAACUGAUUGUAAUAAGUUGGAUUGUUUCAUUAGAUUCCAAGUUUGGUGGAGUUGACACUUUGUUCCCUUUUAAUGAGAGAGCUCAGACUGAUAGUAGCAGAUUCCUCGGUCAAUGUUAGUGAUGGCUCUGGGAUUCUGGGAGUGUCCUCCAGAUUUCGCUUUACAGUCUGACAUAAAUUACUUAUUUUUUAGGAAAAUGCUGACAUGAAAUAUUUACUGUUCCAAAGCUCAGUGUUUGGGCUUCUACCUUAGUAUCUUUUGUUUUUCUUUUUUUGUCUUUUUUUUUUUUUUACUUCCUACAGGUACUCUUUCUAUUCUGCUUAAGUUAUUUAUUCUUGAAAACAUAUACACUGUACCUUGGUACAUAUCUGAAGCCCAGCAGUUGUUUUGCUGAAGACCUGCUUGUUAUAAAAACAAUGAUUUCUAAAAGUUGACAUUCGUAACACUGAAAGGAUGAUUGUUUGCUUUGAUUUGCAUCGGCUCAGAGUGCAGAUGGUGUUUUUUUUUUUGUGUUCCUGCCACUGUAGACCCGCCUGAAGUGUAAAAAGUUUAGAAUCAAUUGUAUCUAGUGGGUUUUCAGCUCUUUAAUGUAUAAACUUGGUUUUGCUAUGGGUGGAGAAACAGGAAAAUGAGUAAUAGAAAAAUGUAAGAUAUCAAGAAUUUUUGUUUUCUUUUAAUAAAGACUACACGUCAUUUUGGGUUUCACUUUAGAGGUACAGUAAUUGGCUGCACAAUGCGAUGCAUUUAAUUGCUUUUUUUAGCCCUACACAGAUUUAUUCCACAAUGUAUGUAUCUCAAAUUAAGGCUGAUAAUUAAAGUUUUGAAGCGAAAUGUUUGUGCCUCAUGAAUGCAAGCUGCUAUGAUGGGCACAUAUACCUAAACUUGUCCUAGCUUACGUUACUUUAGAAUUUAGCCUCAAUUCAAGUAUUAGUUUCCUUUUAUUGUUAGGAAAUGAAUGCCAGGUCAAUGUUGGCGAACCAAUUAUAUGAUUGUGAAGAUUUUGGGAAAAUAUGUUAAUAAUUAAUGGUACCUAUAUUUAAAGGAAUAAAAAAAUUUCAAACACU
Cyprinodon tularosa is the source of this 2827-nucleotide messenger RNA. RefSeq names its product LMBR1 domain containing 1 (gene lmbrd1). The record is from RefSeq and is a predicted model, not a curated record. Gene Ontology annotation, biological process: protein localization to vacuole. Lineage: Eukaryota; Metazoa; Chordata; Actinopteri; Cyprinodontiformes; Cyprinodontidae. Bases 58 to 1680 code for a protein of 540 amino acids. The transcript has 16 exons. Gene Ontology annotation, cellular component: vacuolar membrane.